This is a messenger RNA of Leucoraja erinaceus (little skate), 1252 nucleotides long. RefSeq names its product secretion associated, Ras related GTPase 1B (gene sar1b). The transcript is spliced from 7 exons. Gene Ontology annotation, cellular component: endoplasmic reticulum exit site; COPII vesicle coat. Gene Ontology annotation, molecular function: GTP binding; GTPase activity. The coding region runs from base 175 to 783 and encodes 202 amino acids. Gene Ontology annotation, biological process: endoplasmic reticulum to Golgi vesicle-mediated transport; vesicle organization; intracellular protein transport. NCBI's taxonomy places the organism in Eukaryota, Metazoa, Chordata, Chondrichthyes, Rajiformes, Rajidae. The record is from RefSeq and is a predicted model, not a curated record.
GCCAGGGGGGAAGUGUGAAGGGGUUGCACCGGGCGGAAGUGAAGCGGCCGCCAUUGUGGUGUCGUGGCGGUGACGGCGAGUCCAGGCGGCGAUUGUCGGAUCAGGUGCCCGCGCCGAGCCGAGCCCCGGCCUCCCCCCCGCUCACGCUGUCCGGAUUUUUUUUAAGACCCGGAUAUGACCUCCUUUUUUGAAUGGAUUUAUAGUGGUUUCACUAAUAGUUUUUCUAGUGCGCUUCAGUUUCUAGGACUAUACAAGAAAUCAGGAAAGUUAGUAUUUCUAGGACUGGACAAUGCUGGAAAGACUACGUUGUUGCACAUGCUCAAAGAUGAUAGACUGGCACAGCAUGUGCCAACACUACAUCCAACCUCGGAAGAGCUGACGAUUGCUGGGAUGACUUUUACUACUUUUGAUCUGGGUGGCCAUGCACAAGCUCGCAGAGUCUGGAAAAACUACCUCCCUGCCAUCAAUGCCAUUGUCUUCCUGGUUGACUGUGCAGAUUGCGAGCGUCUGGCAGAAUCUAAAGCGGAGCUUGAUGCACUAAUGACAGAUGAAACUGUUGGAAAUGUGCCUAUUCUCAUCCUUGGAAACAAAAUUGACCGACCUGAGGCAAUUAGUGAAGAAAAGUUCAGAGAGCUGUUUGGACUGUAUGGGCAGACAACGGGAAAGGGAAAUAUUUCCAUGAAGGAGCUUAAUGCACGACCACUAGAAGUCUUCAUGUGCAGUGUCCUAAAGAGACAAGGUUAUGGAGAAGGUUUCCGUUGGCUAGCCCAGUACAUAGACUGAAGCUGAAUUAUGAGAAUGCAAUCUGUCAAGGACUGAAGACUCAUCUACCAACGUACUACAACUUGAACCUAAUAGACAUUUUCUGGGCAUAUGUUUGGUUAUAAAAGUUUGAUGUUUUUCUAGAAGAAUAACAAUAACAUUGGCUGUGCUUAAAAGAAAAAAAAUCAUCUGUAUGUAUGAAGCCUCAAAAAAAAAAGUUCUUAAACGAUUUGUAUGUUUGACGUUACAAUAUGGUAACAUUCUAAUUUCCGUGGAUAAAAUACUUGUUUCUUUAUUUGAUUUAUUACAUUAACCAAACUAUCAAUCUGUACAGUUUUGAACAGAGUGUGUACUUAGACAAAAAUAGCCUCUGAAUGCACUUUUUAACAUGAAAGCAACGUACGUGAGUGGUAUUUAAUGAUCAUGUCAAAUUUUUUAUGUACUAUUUUUGAAAUUGUUCGGUUCAAUAAAUUUAGAACAUGUAACCACC